AUGUCGUUCUUUCCACCAUUUCAGCAACGUGCGGAUUUGGGUCGCAGUGCUGAAAAAGUGGGAGAAGAUGCGACUGUUCUUGCCGCCCUUCUCUGCAACACUGCGACGCUUGGCACCUACCGCAUCCAGGGUCAUUCCCACCAGAGGGCGAAGGAUGUGAUUGAACACGGAAGAAGAAUCGGUCGACUAAACUUGGAGAAGUAUCGCCCGCUUGUGCAGGAUGUGCAAUUGGCGGCCCAAAAUUUGCAUGAAACAGUCGAGGGAGGACGUGCUGCACUGCAGAGAAUGCAUCUAUCCGUUGGACGGCUUUUUGUGGGCAUGCCAGAGAUGGAGGAAAACCCACCCACUGGGACGACUCGCGGCGCAAAGCCUUUGCCCCCAUCGUAG
Messenger RNA from Trypanosoma rangeli, 387 nucleotides. RefSeq lists its product as uncharacterized. The coding region runs from base 1 to 387 and encodes 128 amino acids. The record is from RefSeq and is a predicted model, not a curated record. NCBI's taxonomy places the organism in Eukaryota, Euglenozoa, Kinetoplastea, Trypanosomatida, Trypanosomatidae. The transcript has a single exon.